Molecule: messenger RNA, 180 nt
Organism: Acytostelium subglobosum LB1
Lineage: Eukaryota; Evosea; Eumycetozoa; Acytosteliales; Acytosteliaceae
Exons: 1
Coding region: 1-180 (59 amino acids)
Source: RefSeq, a predicted model, not a curated record
AUGUCUGCUCUCCAACAAUCAUCAUCGAUCGUGUCCUCCUCUGGUGCUGCAACUCCAUCAACAAUGCAGUCCAACAAUGCUCUCGCUUGUAGAAGAAGAAUCAGAAUCAAGGUCAACAUCUUUGGUGAUCGUUGUGGAUGUGAUGGCCUUGAUGGUCUCGAUGGCUGUGAUGACGACUGA